AUGGUGCUUAACUGGACUGUACUCAGCGCUGUUGCUGAGUUCAUCCUGAUGGUGCCUGGGCGCUGGAUUGGCGAGAAGGUGCGCGCCUCCGAGGUGCUGCUCGACGGGGAGCCGCUCGACCCGCCUUCCCCGCUGACGGUCCUGCUGCACAAGCCGGUCGGCUACGUGGUGACGUCACCUGAUGACGAGCGCGUGCUGGACCCCGUCGUGUACAGCCGCCGCCGCCCCUUCCUGAGUGCGGUCGGGCGCCUGGAUAAGGAGACCAGCGGCCUGCUGCUCCUCACCGACGACGGCCAGCUGCUGCACCGCAUCAAGUCGCCCUCAAAACGCAUCUGGAAGGUGUACGUUGCAACGCUCGACGCGCCGCUGUCCGCCAAGGAGGCAGCCGCCGCUGCGCGCCGCUUUGCGAGCGGCACGCUCACGCUGGAAGGUGACCGGUCACCGCUGCUGCCGGCGGCGCUGAGCGUCCUGGAGGGGGGCACGACCGCCGAGGUGGCGCUGGCAGAGGGGCGAUACCAUCAGGUGCGCCGCAUGUUUGCGGCGCUUGGGCGCAAGGUGGUGUCGCUGCACCGCCGCACGGUGGGUGCGCUUACCCUGGAAGGCCUGCCCGAGGGCGAGUGGCGCCACGUCACCCCCACUGACCUGGAGCUCGUGUUCGGGGGCCAGGACCUCAUGCCCGCCGAUGACAACAGCUCAAAUGGUGUGGGAGAGGAUACAUAG
Molecule: messenger RNA, 720 nt
Organism: Monoraphidium neglectum
Lineage: Eukaryota; Viridiplantae; Chlorophyta; Chlorophyceae; Sphaeropleales; Selenastraceae
Product: ribosomal small subunit pseudouridine synthase A
Exons: 6
Coding region: 1-720 (239 amino acids)
Biological process (GO): pseudouridine synthesis
Molecular function (GO): RNA binding; pseudouridine synthase activity
Source: RefSeq, a predicted model, not a curated record